AUGGAAAAUUACAUGAGCUUCAGAAAAGAUGGUGAUGAAAUGGUGUCUUACAUGAGCUUCAGUCGAGAGCUUGCAUGUCGUUCUCACAUCCCUCACGAAGCCCCGCCCCCUCAUCAAGCUCCGCCCCUCAUCAAGCUCCGCCCCUCAAGCUCCGCCCUCAUCAAGCCGCCCCCCUCAUCAAGCUCCGCCCCCAUCAAGCUCAUCAAGCCCCGCCCCCUCAUCAAAGCUCCGGCUCCCCCUCAAAGCCCGCCCCCUCAUCAAGCUCCGCCCCCUCAUCAGACAUCACAACAUAUGCAACAGCACAACCGGGUCCCAUGUGUGCAGCUGAAGGCACCGCCCGCGCCCAGACUUACUGAUCGAAAUAGUCCAUUGUACUAA
This is a messenger RNA of Penaeus vannamei (Pacific white shrimp), 378 nucleotides long. The record is from RefSeq and is a predicted model, not a curated record. Lineage: Eukaryota; Metazoa; Arthropoda; Malacostraca; Decapoda; Penaeidae.